Molecule: messenger RNA, 516 nt
Organism: Hevea brasiliensis (rubber tree)
Lineage: Eukaryota; Viridiplantae; Streptophyta; Magnoliopsida; Malpighiales; Euphorbiaceae
Exons: 3
Coding region: 1-516 (171 amino acids)
Source: RefSeq, a predicted model, not a curated record
AUGACUGUGGAACAAAUUUCUAAUGUUUCAAGUUCAUCUUCAUCUCCAAAGUCUGUUUUACCAGAAAGGAUCCUAUUAGAUCAAUCACCGUCAAAUCUCAAUCAACAGAUGCACAUAGCAGUUUCAGAAUCUGAUAUGGAGGAGAGGAUAGUAAGAAACAAGUUGCUGGAUGAGCAAGUACUUGAAAAUUUAGCUCUCACUGCACCUCAAAAUGUACAUCAUGUAACACAUCAUCCAUCUAUUGACAGCAAGUACGAAAAAUCUGAGGAAUCGGAAAAACCUCCAAGGGAAUUUACGCAAGAUGCUAAUGGCAACUCAGGAUCCAAAGAUUUGACAGAACACAGAACUGCAGCUAACCCACCAGAACCUACUGUUGAUCAUGUAGACAUGCCUGUCACUACUGCAGGAGGAGAGGCUCUCCUGCAGAACUCUACAUCAAUUAAUUAUGCAAUAGCUAAUGGCAUGGUGAGCAUGGAAAAGCAUGAGCUUGUUAAUGGUGGUGAAGGUGAACCCUGA